CCGCCGGGCCAUGGAGCCGCCGGGCCCCGCCGGGGCGCCGGGCCGGCCCUGGGAUGAAGCCAAGGCUUUCUACGACAACCUCGCCCCCAAGAAGAAACCCAAAUCGCCCAAGCCUGAGAAUGCCAUCACGAUCGCCGUGUCCUCGCGGGCGCUGUUCCGCAUGGAGGAGGAGCAGAAGAUCUACACGGAGCAGGGCGUGGAGGCCUAUGUGAAAUACCAGCUGGACCACGAGAAUGAGCCCUUCCUCCCCGGGGCUGCCUUCCCCUUCGUCAAGGCUCUGGAGGCAGUGAAUGCUCAGCUCCGUGAGCUCUACCCCGACAGCGAGGAGCUCUUCGACAUCGUCCUCAUGACCAACAACCACGCCCAGGUUGGGGUUCGCUUGAUCAACAGCAUCAACCACUAUGAUCUGUUCAUCGAGAGGUUCUGCAUGACGGGAGGGAACAGCCCCAUCUGUUACCUCAAGGCCUAUCACACCAACCUCUACCUCUCCUCCGAUGCCGAGAAAGUGAGUGGGGCCAUUGAAGAGGGGAUUGCUGCAGCCACCAUCUUCAGCCCCAGCAGAGACCUGGAGGUGUCAGAGAAGCAGCUGAGGGUGGCGUUCGACGGGGACGCCGUGCUCUUCUCGGAUGAGUCGGAGCAGAUCGUGAAGGCUCACGGCCUGGACAUGUUCUUUGAGCAUGAGAAGGCUCACGAGAACAAGCCCCUGGCACAGGGCCCUCUGAAGGGCUUCCUGGAGGCUCUGGGGAAGCUGCAGAAGAAGUUCUACUCCAAGGGGCUGAGGCUGGAGUGUCCCAUCCGCACGUACCUGGUGACGGCGCGCAGCGCGGCCAGCUCGGGCGCCCGCGCCCUAAAGACUCUGCGCAGCUGGGGCCUGGAGACGGACGAGGCUCUGUUCCUGGCAGGGGCUCCCAAGGGCCCUCUGCUCAGGAAGAUCAGGCCCCACAUCUUCUUCGACGACCAGAUGUUCCACGUGGAGGGAGCGCAGGAGAUGGGCGCCGUGGCCGCCCACGUCCCCUACGGCGUGGCCCAGAAGCACAAGCGGCCGGCGCAGGAGAAGCAGCAGACCCCAAACAGCAAAUAGUGGGGUUGGGGGGAUCCCCCAGAGCCCAGCGUGGACCUCAUCCCGUGAGCCAGGCUCCCUGCUCGUGCAGGGGGUGUUUGUUCUGGGAAUGGGGGCUCAUCCCCCCCGGGUUAGGGGCAGGAGAGAGGAGCAAAAUGUCCUUGGUGCCUCUGUUUGCUGCUGUUCCUCGUGGGGCUGGGGGCUCCUCUGUGCCAGGAGAUGUUUUCCCGGUUCAUCUGUGCACUCUGCACUUGCCUCGGGCAAAAACCCCUCGAGGAUGGGUCUGCCUUGUGUGGAAUCUUUGUGCCAGGCAGGUUUAACCUAUUUAUUUUAACCUAUUUAUUUAAAACCCCCAGUGACUCCCAAAGCCUUCUGGCUUUCCCAAGCAAAUGUUUAGGCUGAACUGGAAAAUUGGGAGCACUCAAAAGCCUUCCAAGCAGCUUUGGAACAAAAUUUUGUCCCUUUGAACUGGAAUUAAACCGUGAUAUUGUUCCUUCACA
Agelaius phoeniceus (red-winged blackbird) is the source of this 1560-nucleotide messenger RNA. RefSeq names its product 5'-nucleotidase, cytosolic IA (gene NT5C1A). Gene Ontology annotation, biological process: nucleotide metabolic process; adenosine metabolic process. Gene Ontology annotation, cellular component: cytosol; cytoplasm. NCBI's taxonomy places the organism in Eukaryota, Metazoa, Chordata, Aves, Passeriformes, Icteridae. Gene Ontology annotation, molecular function: nucleotide binding; magnesium ion binding; 5'-nucleotidase activity. The record is from RefSeq and is a predicted model, not a curated record.